CGCGCCCCUCCCCCCGCCCGCCCGCGGCUUUGUUGCGGAGGCGGCGGCGGGGCCGGAGCGCGCAGCACUCCAUGUAUGAAGAUUUAAGAUUAUAUCAUCUGUUUGUUUAAGCUAAUCCAAAAGUAAAUGAGGAACUUAGGAAAAGAUUGCCAACUUCAAAUCAACACAGUUACACAGAAUUGAAGAAGAAGCGUACAGCUUCAUUUGAGGGAUUCUUUUAAGGGACUCAGUGUUCUGCGAUAUGAGCUCUGAAACCUUCAAGCAAAAACUGGACUCCGUGCCAGAUCAAACAAGUUCAGAGGAACAAAUGGAGAACUGGUCAAAAGAAACAUGCAUCUUGGAUCAGAAAAAGGAAGACUUUUGUGCUGAACUUCAGUUUUAUAAGAAUUCUCAAAAACACACAGGAUUUUUUAUCCAGGCAGAAACUGAAGCACCGAAACUUUCAGAUUUGCGAGUAAGCAGUCAAAGAGCAGGAGUCCUACCUGACUGUAAUUCUGGUUCUGAAGAAUCAAGCAGUGUAGAAAGAAAGGAUAGCAGGAUGCUCCCUGAAUUUAUAUCCUCAUGGAAUGAUGCUGAAGAUUUAGGUGGAAGAACAGAAACUGCAUUCCUUUUAAAAGAAUUGGACACUCUGAGGGCCAAAAAUAAAAAGCUUCAAGAUAAGCUGGCUGAAAAGGACAAGGAGCUGAAGACAAUAAAACUGGACUUAGAAUUGCAAGACAGAGCUACAGAAGCCAAGAUUGCAGAAAGGAUUGCAGCUCUGGUGGAAGAAGUUUAUUCUGCUCAACGGGAACGUGAUGAGGCUGUCAUGGCAAGGCUUAGGUUAGCCAAUGAAGAGAGAGAUGAAGCAUUUCUGCGAGUGCAGCGUUUAGAAGAGUCUCUCAAAGAGCUAGAAAAUAUUAACCCUGAAGAAAAUGACAUGACAUUACAGGAAUUACUGAACAGAAUAAACAAUGCAGACACAGGGAUAGAUAUACUGAAGAAUGGAGCUAUAAUUCUGAACCGAAUACACAGGACCAAAGAACGUAAAAAGAAAAUAAUAGCUGAGGAAAUGAAUGCAGUAAUAGAGCAACGGGAUGCUGCUUUAUCUCAAUGCAAACGGCUGGAGCAGGAGCUUCAUCAUCUGAAAGAGCAGAACCAGACUUCAGCAAACAACACGAGACAUAUGACUGCUGAAAACAAUCAAGAACGUGCUCUGAAGGCAGAAUUGAUAGCUUUGCAACAAGAAAAGGAAGCUGCUCUUCAACAGUGCAAAAAACUAGAAGAGGAAAUCCAAACAUUGCGUGUUUAUUACAGGUUAUACAAGUCUUUGUCUGAAGGAUUGGGUCUGAAGAACCAGCCUAGCUGUGCUUUCAGUACUUCUGAAGGUGGACUGCAGGGAAGGGAGGAUGUUGUGACCCUGACCUAUGGCCAGAUUGAAGAGCUGGCAGCUCAGCUGCAGCAGACUCGAUCCGAGCAAAAGCACACUGAGCUGAAGCUCCAGAAAGCCCUGGAAGCUUCGCAGGAGGCCAAUGAAAAAGUUCAAAAGUUGGAAAGGCUGGUGGAUGUCCUGAGGAAGAAGGUUGGAGCAGGGACCAUUAGGACCGUGAUCUGAUUGAAAGCUGUAGUCUAAGGAAGCUUUCACAUCUGGUGACCAGGCUGCUUCAUUCAGCACUGUGUAAACACUGAAGCCUUAACUUAGCAAACAGUUGUUAGAAGUGGGACACUCCAGCGACAUUCCAAGCUGAGAUAAAAUCAAAUCAUAAAUGUUUAACUACUUUGCUGCUGAGUUCUGUGAUUUGUUAAAAUGUUUCACUGCAAACAUGUGUUUGUUUUUGACCAAAUGCGUUGUGGCACACUGUAUUGUGAAAAAUUAUGUAGAUGCUUAUUUUAACACUCUGUCCUCUCCAUGUUAGACUAUACUCUGCUGCAAGGCAUAGAAUUUUUAAAUACUGCGGGCUUCAGGUUCAAAAUGCUGCAAAGUAGUUUCAAAAUUUAAAUCCCUUAUUUUAUUUUUGAGGCUGCAAAUAGUCCAGUAUUUGUAUGUUAAAUAUAUUAAUUGAUAAAGUAGGUUGACAUUCAAGAAAUAUCUCUGGCUGGUAUAGUGGAUAUUUUUUCCUCCUUACUCAUAGCCCAUUGAAUUGCAGGUAGUAACUGUGGCUACAUCAAAGGGCAGGAUAAAUGUAUACCUUUAUACAACAGUUGAAUAGCUUCUGCUAGUACAUGGCAUUUUCAGUGCACAUUAAAACGAAAUUUACAUUUAAGUUUCAAUGGAAAUACAGCUUAAAAAAUUGCAACAUGAAAGCCUUGUGACAUUGUACAGUAUCUCAGACAGUGUAUUGUUUUUAGUCACUCCUCUGUCCUUUUAAAUGAGGGAAAAGCUCUCAGAUUUCAGAAAACACCUUAUAAAUUAAAAAGUCACCUUUUCAGUGUUUGCCUCUUCUCAUCCCGUUCCUACAAGACUCUGAUUGCCCUGCAGUGCAGGAGUAUCAUCCAAGUUGGGUUUGAAGCUAAACUGUCAAUCCUCAGCUUUUUGUACUCAUGAAGUGCCCUAGAACUAAAAGGCUGAAGCAUAGAAUCUUACAGGGAGGGGAGAAACUGAGGGCUGAGGAGGAAAAUUUGGGGUACACAGACAUUACAGACUCUAAGAUACAUUAGAGUUGAACUUAGACUUUUGUUUGUGACCCAACCAUCUCCCGUUGUCAGGCCAGUACUCUUAUAAUCCUGCUCAAGAAAGCAGCUGUAAUCUCUGAGAACCCCAAAUGCAAUAAAGAAUCUCAGCAGCCAGCUGGGCUUUAGUGUCUCCUCAGGAGCAGCCAACUCAGGCAAGGUGGAUGUAUCUCCUGAGGCUUACACUUAUCUGCUUUGCUUUGUGUUUAAUGUUGUUACAUGGUUUUACUUCUUAAUGCUUGCUUGUUCAGACGUUGUGAUGGUGCAGUCUAUCUGGAGAAAAUGACAUUUUAAUUUUAGGUGUAGGUGUAGAGAGAAACAUUUUAAUGUCUGUUUUUUUCUUUCAAACACUUAAAUGUUAAACCUUCUUCAACUGCAGACCUAAGCCCCUCCUGGUUUCAGUUGACCAAACCUAACCUCUUGCAGGGAGAUAAGUAGCAUCCCUCCAAGCCACGUUUACCCAAGUCACUUCUAGAAACUUCUGAAGUGCUCCUUUUUGACCUUUAGUCAAUCCUAAGAUAGCCAGUGAGUCUGGAGCCUCUCCCCCACACCUGUUCAGUGGGAAGAAAUUUUAAUUCUUGCAAACCAGAGUUUUGCCACCCCCCAGAUUCCAGCCCCUUCACUGUCUCCCGUGUGCUGCUGUUCAGCUCUUUGGGUGACUCAACAGCUCCUUGUCCUACUGUCCUCGCUGAGCUUUGUGCACAAAGUGGAUGACAAGAUCUUCUGAGCAGUCAGUGCUAUUGAACCAUUUCUGCUGUAAGGAGGUAGUGAGGAAGAAAUAAAGACAAAAAUGUAAGGGCUACUAUGCCAUCCUAGACAAAAGCCCAAGGACUGCCUUUGGCAAUAACAAAUAGAAGAUGCCUAGGAAAGGGUAAAAAGUCAGGCCAGCUCUAGUGGCCACUCUCCCAGCUGGUGUCCCAGCAGUUUGUUAGUUAAAGGCUUUCUAAGCCAGAGAUGGUGUCUUUGUAUUUAGCAGCAUUUUUUCAUGACCUGUUUUUGAAUCCAUUAAAAUUGUUUGUAUCUACUUGUUCCUUUCACAAGGUCUUAUGCAGGUAAUGAUGCAUUGAGUGAAAAAAUACUUCCCUUUCUCUUAUGAACCAGCUCUGUUCAUUUGCUAUCAUCUAGUUUUUGUACGUGAGAAAUGGUGAGGAACCAUUCCCUGUUCAUAUUUCUAUGUCCCAUGUGAUUGUACAUAUUUGGCAUAAUUUCCCCCACUCUCUCUUUUCCAGAGAGAAUCCCAAGUCUCAUUUAAAGGAUCUGUCCCAUGUUUUUAAUUGGUCUUGUCAUACUAAUCUGUUUUUUUUUCCAGCUCUGCAUUGUUUUUACCAAGAUGCAACAUGUUUUGUGCCUAGUGUUCAAGAUACAGACAAAAUGUGACUUUAAUGGUUGUCACAAUGAUGUUGUCUGUUUUAUCUCUGUGCUGUUUGUAACCAUUUUUAGCAUUGGAUUGCUUUAUGACAGAUUAUUUAUUGGUACUAAUAUUUCUGUAGCAAAAUGACUACUCUAGAUCUCCUUCCUCAGUUGUAAUGUUCAGAGUUCAUUGUAGCCUGUAUGAAGACAGAACUGUUUUCUGAAUAACCCAGGAUUUAUGGGUACUGAAUGUCACCUGUUGUUUUAGCAUUCCCUACUGACAUGAGCUCUUAUUCCAUCCCUUCUCACAGCUCCUCUUUAAUACUCACAGUAGCAAAGUAUCAACAGCAUCUCCAAGCUGAAUAUGGUGAUAUGAAAUACUGCCAUCUCCAAAUUAGCCCCCUCUUAGAGGUGAUUUCUUAGUUAAGUUAAACAUGGCCUCUGGGACAAAGAUCCCUGUAAGGCAAUAAGGUAGCUUUUCCUUCACUGUGAGAAUGAAACAUUUUUUCUUAAACAUUGCUUUAAUUUCACUUUGAAGUACUUAUUUUUCAGUGUAAAAGUAUUAGUUACUGCUUGGCAGCUUUUAUGAGGAAGUUGUUUGCUACUUUGAAAAUGCAAGUGUACUAAAUCAGGGCUUGUGCUCCAUGCAUGAAUGUGCUGAGUUCCUCCUUCCCCUUGGAGUGUCAAAAGCUCCUCACCUUUCCCAAGUAUUUCUGUGUCCAAGUGAAUAAUCUUGUGAAUGCAGGCUUCCUACGGCCAGACUGUAUGACCUCCAGCCUCUUGUGUCCAUUGGCUUUGUUUGGGAAAGUAGGGUGGGCCAUGCAAAAGCCAUCUAGCAGGCUUGUUGUCAGAUACAUCUGAUUGCAGGUAAUACUUGAUUCAGUAAAAUUAAGUUAUAGUUAUGCUCCAUAAUUUUCCUUUCAACACAUUAUACCCAAGCUGAAAAAAUAGUUCCUGACUCUGUCUUUUGUCUUGCACCAAGCAGCCUGGAAUUCAGUGAUAAUUUAGGUUAUGGUGUUUUGUCAUAAAUUGCAAAUGUGGGUAAAUGUAUUUUAUUUGUAAUUAAAUCAGAUGUGUUGAUUUUUAAAAUUCAGCUGGAAAUAUUUUUAUUCUUUGGAAAGGACCAUGGGAAAUUUGCUAUGUUGAGAAUAGAAAGAUUCAAAACCAGUUGAGUUCUCCCUCUUCCUUGCUAACAACCUGGUGUGUGGUCUUUGGCAAAUUCCUUAGUGACUGUCAUUAAAGGUAUGCAGUCCCUGAAGAGGUUCCUGGGCUCCUCCAGGGUGUUUGCAAAAGUAUCUAUGUGGUUUAUGUCAAAGCACUUUCACUUCUUCACCUGCUGAAGUGAGCAGCAUAAAUCACAUAGGUCUGGUAGUGGAGGCCCAGCCUUUAGUGCCCUCAGCAGAACUUCUGGUCCUGUUGAGCCCAGCCUAACUUUAGCCUCUCAGUGUAAUGAGGGCAGGAAAUCUGCUCUGGUCAGCAGAAAGAGGCGAUAAUGACAACAUGGGUUAAUGGGCUUAUCAUAUGGAUUAUUCAUUGAGAACUGAUUGAUGCCUGUGCAGAGCUCUGAAAGUGAAAAGAAGCCUGCUCUCAUACAACAGACAAAUGCAAUUGUCACUUCUAUCCUAAUAUAUGUGAGAAAGAUGAGAUUGCAUCCAAUUAUGUACCAGGAGUAGCAAUUCAUUUCCCUCCUGAUGGAAAAACAGUUCAUGAUAAAAGAUAGUUCACCAUAGGUGCAUCUUAUGGUGACAGCUGUAAUUACUGGUCAAAUUGUCCUGGUCAAGGGUCCCUGCUGUCUUGAAUAGAACAGAGAUAUUCAGAAAUAUUCUUCCCCUGUGAGAUUUUGUGUCUUUCUCUUGAUGAUCCUGCAGUACGUUAUGUGUUGGGAGCCAUUUCUGGUAUAUGCCAGGGUAAAAUAUGUAAAUAGCAUCAUGUUGGCUCGGGAUAAGAGCAUUAUUAAUGCUUUUCAGCACUGUAAUUAUAUUCCUAGUAAGCCUUCCCUAAGCCCUCACUAAUUAACAAUAUUGUGACAAAUCAACUUUAACAGAAAAGAACUGUGGACCUUUAGUCUUUUAGUACUAUUUUUCAUGCAGCCUGCAGCUGAAAACUGGUGGCAUGGCUUUCUGUACUUGUGUUGAGAAAACUGCUGAUACUGAAAAGUUUAAAGAGAGCUCAGUCUUGUUAGUGGAGUCCUAUAGCUGAAUUCUGUUUUGUUCCUCUUUAAAUACAUUAAUGGCAAAGGUAAAUUCACUAGUUAAUCAUUAAUGUUAAGGAAUAUUAAAACUGUUUUUAUAAAUAAGCUAUCAUAUUGAAAUGGUUUGGUGAUGUCAGUAUGUUGUCAUAUGCCUGUUUAUUUAUUUGUUUAUUCCAAAUCAGGAACAUUUUACAAAACUGUCUUUAUAUAUAGUCUUACCAGAUGUUAUAACACCUUUAAUCCAUGUACACAAAUGAACUUACCAUCUAAACGUCAGGAUUUCUCUGUGCCUUUAUUUCUUUCAAUUAGAAUUAGGCUCUUGGUUUUGUUGAGUUUUCUUCUUCUUAACUUCUGCUGCUGAAGAUUUUGCUCCCAUGCAAGAAUCGGAUGGAAGGCACAUGAAAUCAGUGCUGGGCAGUUUCCCUUUCAUGGGCUGCCUCUUAUCGCUGUAACAUUUCACAUCAGGUCUGCACAACUGGACUUUCUCUGUUUGUUCUUCUCAUGCAUUGGUAAAUAAAAUGUAUUCACAAGUUCAAAAAGACAAAGUAGUGUUCUCAUAUUAGGUCGAUUAUAAGUCAGCUGUUGAGCUUCAGUGUUCUAAACAUUUCAUUCUUCAGUUUUGUUGGGAGCCCACGUGUUCUGGGAGGCUUUUAAACAAAUACUUGAAAUGGUUGAAAGAUUUACAUUGCCAGUGCCUAGCUAAAUAUGUAGUCUUUAGAAAAGACAUGGUUUAUUUUGGCACCAUUUGACAAACUCAAAUAUUUUAAACAUUUGUUAAGUUUGAGCUUGCACAUUUGAACUAAAAGUUUGCAUUCCAAAAUUGCAUCUCAGGUUACCUGUCUCUCUCUCUUUUGUAUUUCAU
Melospiza georgiana is the source of this 7049-nucleotide messenger RNA. It is a transcript of the gene MIPOL1, whose product is annotated as mirror-image polydactyly 1. The coding region runs from base 242 to 1591 and encodes 449 amino acids. The record is from RefSeq and is a predicted model, not a curated record. The transcript is spliced from 14 exons. NCBI's taxonomy places the organism in Eukaryota, Metazoa, Chordata, Aves, Passeriformes, Passerellidae.